Fulvia fulva is the source of this 381-nucleotide messenger RNA. RefSeq lists its product as uncharacterized. The coding region runs from base 1 to 381 and encodes 126 amino acids. Lineage: Eukaryota; Fungi; Ascomycota; Dothideomycetes; Mycosphaerellales; Mycosphaerellaceae. Gene Ontology annotation, cellular component: anaphase-promoting complex. Gene Ontology annotation, biological process: anaphase-promoting complex-dependent catabolic process. The transcript has a single exon. The record is from RefSeq and is a predicted model, not a curated record.
AUGGGAGAAGUCGCGUCGACCCCGAAGUGGGCCCGAGAGUCUCAUGGUCCCGCACCUCAGCCCACCCCCAUCAACACCCCAUCUUCAUCACCAAACAAAGCAGCCUCUCUUUCCUCCUCGCCUCCAUGUCGGCAUCACAUCGCCGCCACAAUGCUCUCACGCCCAGCAACGAAGAUCAGCCUCACGCCCGACGACAUCACAGCCUACGAAGAACGCCAAAAGCAGCGCGAGAACGCCAGAGCGAGAUCCGAAGAGCUGCGCGAUUCUGGUGACAGCAGCAGAGUCGAAGAGGCCGCAAUGACGCCUGCAGAGAAGGCGGGAGCGGCCAAAGCGACCAUGACACGCGAGCAGAGACUUGGGCUGGGGCAGGGGAGGUCGUGA